UUUUUCCUUAUUUUAUUGUUCACUUUGUUACUGAUAUUUAUUUCUUGGAGAGUGUAUGGUAAACGGAUAUCUGAGAGAUUUAUAAAGCCGGCUACAUCAGCUACAAUAGAACAGUUGAAAGAAAGUGUAUCAAAACUUAAACUACCAAAGGAACACACACCCAGGAUAUAAAUAAUGGCAGACAAAAUAAAAAAGUUCUUUCAGAAGAAGAAAAUUGACACUAAAUUUAAGUUAGCCGGUCCUGGGCACAAACUGAGCGAAUCAACUAUUAGUCAAUCUUCAAAUAAUUCCAAACAAAGUGUGCCAGUUGUUAAAAGAUCUGGUUUAUCUGAAGAAAGUAAGGUGGCAGCUGAGGCAGCAUUAGCUCGACUACAACAAACAAGAGAUAAUCCUGAAUUCAAUACUUCAUUAGCUGCUAUUAAGGCUCAAGUAAAGAAAGAGUUAGAAAAUGAAAAGGCUUGUAGUUCUAAAUCAACGCCGGAACUUAAGGAGAAAAUAGACCCAGAAACUGAGGUAUCUAAACAUUUUGCAGCCACUGGUGUUUUCUUCAAGUGUCCUCUAAUAAGUAAUGACAUACUUCCACGAGAUGAAUGGAAAAGGAAUAUUAAAACGUUUCUUUAUGAACAACUUGAGGUAGAGAGAGGCUUAACGGCUUGUCUCAUCAUACACUCUUGUAAUAAUAAUAGGGAAAAGGUUGAAACUUGUGUUGAAACAUUGUGCAAGUAUUUAGAGAAUAUCGUCACUUAUCCAGAGGAGGAAAAAUACCAGAAAAUUCGAAUGUCUAACAGAGCAUUCCGCGAUCGAGUCCAACCGAUAGAGGGAGCGAUGGAGCUACUGCUAGCAGCCGGUUUUGUUGAACGGAAAUUACCAAACGCUGACGGCGUUGAAGAGGAUUUCCUUGUUUUUGUUAAGGAGAAUGUACCUUCUAUUGAAAGUUUGACGACAUUAAUCGACGCACUAAGAACGGCAGAACCGAUACAACUAGAAUUGGAUAGAAACCUGCAAGUGCUGUUGCCGUCUCAAGCAGCAAAUAAAAUGCAACUACCCCCAUCUUUCUACGCUCUCACACCCGAGGAGAUCAAACGCGAACAGCAAUUGAGGACGGAAGCAAUAGAAAGGAGUCAGAUGUUACGUACUAAGGCUAUGAGAGAGAAAGACGAGUUACGUGAAAUGAGGAAAUACAAAUUUGCCAUAAUCAGAAUACGUUUCCCCGAUGGUAUACUCUUGCAAGGCACAUUUUCGGUCUACGAAAGAUACAACGAUAUCCACGAAUUUGUUCAAGAGAAUUUAGAGCAUAGUGGUCUACCUUUCAUUCUGAACACUCCGACUGGACAUAAACUUAUUCAAGAUCAAGAUUCAAACAAAACUCUCAUAGAUCUAAGACUUGUACCCGCUACAGUGCUAACAUUUGCCUGGGACUCAUCUGUUAUCGAUGACAUCAAUAAUAGUCCGAACAAAGAUGUGUAUUUGAAGCCAGAAGUUAUGGUUCUAGUUCAAGAAAUAUAAUAUUCAAUAAAAACUAUUGAUUAUUGAUUAAAAUUAAGAGUGUGUUUCAAUUCAACAUACUCUACAAUUAUGAUAUCUUAAA
Molecule: messenger RNA, 1588 nt
Organism: Melitaea cinxia (Glanville fritillary)
Lineage: Eukaryota; Metazoa; Arthropoda; Insecta; Lepidoptera; Nymphalidae
Gene: Gint3
Product: UBX domain-containing protein 6
Exons: 9
Coding region: 175-1506 (443 amino acids)
Cellular component (GO): cytoplasm
Molecular function (GO): protein binding
Source: RefSeq, a predicted model, not a curated record